GCAAAGCAAAACACAACAGUACUCAAUUGCUCGUAAUUCCGAUUCCAAAUCAAAAGCGAGUCGAGAACUUCCUCCAAGUCUCCAACUGCCAACCCACCCAUCUUAAACUACGCACCCCUCUUCUUAUCCUGCGCCUCGUUUCAGCUACGCGUUAUAAUCUUAUACCGUUGCUUCUUCUCACCGAAACUGAGUUCUCAGCUGCGGAGCUUUUACCUUUUCCUUUCAGAAAAGAAUCAUGAGUUGUUUUGGCUGUUGUGAAGAGGAUGAUUAUGCCAAGUCAGUUGAAAAUGGAGGACAAUAUGCCGUGAAAAACCCAGCAGGGAAUAAUGGAAACUAUCAUUCUUCUGAAACCGCAAAACCGCAGACCGUUAAAGUCCAACCCAUUGAAGUUCCUGCUAUACCGGCAGAUGAACUAAAAGAAAUUACAAAUAAUUUUGCACAAGAGGCUCUGGUUGGAGAGGGAUCAUAUGGAAGAGUAUAUCAUGCGGUUCUUAAAAGUGGGCAGGAUGCUGCAAUCAAGAAGUUAGAUGCUAGUAAACAGCCUGAUGAUGAAUUUUUGGCCCAAGUUUCAAUGGUAUCAAGGCUGAAGCAUGAAAAUUUUGUUCAGUUGCUUAGUUAUUGUGUUGAUGGAGGUUCCCGAGUUCUUGCUUAUGAAUUUGCUGCUAAUGGGUCUCUUCAUGAUAUCUUACAUGGCAGAAAAGGUGUAAAAGGAGCAAUACCUGGCCCAAUUUUGACAUGGGCACAGAGAGUGAAAAUUGCUGUAGGGGCUGCAAGAGGGCUUGAAUACUUGCAUGAGAAGGCUGAUCCCCACAUUAUCCACAGGGACAUCAAAUCAAGCAAUGUACUAAUCUUUGACGAUGAUGUUGCUAAAAUUGCAGAUUUUGAUUUGUCAAAUCAGGCUCCUGACAUGGCUGCACGUCUUCAUUCUACUCGUGUCCUUGGAACCUUUGGUUAUCAUGCACCAGAAUAUGCAAUGACUGGGCAAUUGAAUGCUAAGAGUGAUGUUUACAGUUUUGGUGUUGUCCUUCUGGAACUUUUGACUGGAAGGAAACCCGUUGAUCAUACACUACCACGUGGACAACAGAGUCUGGUUACUUGGGCUACACCAAGACUUAGCGAGGAUAAAGUCAAGCAGUGUGUUGAUCCGAAACUUGGAGCAGAAUAUCCACCCAAAGCAAUUGCUAAGAUGGCUGCUGUUGCUGCGUUGUGUGUUCAAUAUGAAGCUGAUUUUAGACCAAACAUGAGCAUUGUAGUCAAAGCUCUUCAACCUUUGUUGACGGCACGACAGGGACCUCCUGGUGAAACACCAAAUUAAUCUCUGUCUCUGUCUCUGCCUCUCUCUCUGAGUAUGUGCGCGAGUGUCAUGCAAAAAUUAUAAGAGAUUGUUACAGGAGGCGAUGCUAAAUUGUUCGAACAUGAUUUGUACCCAGUUUUUACAUUAUAUUCAUUUUGUUCAUAAUUCAUGAGGUUCUUUUUAA
This is a messenger RNA of Arachis duranensis, 1478 nucleotides long. Its product is annotated as pto-interacting protein 1. NCBI's taxonomy places the organism in Eukaryota, Viridiplantae, Streptophyta, Magnoliopsida, Fabales, Fabaceae. Gene Ontology annotation, biological process: protein phosphorylation. The transcript is spliced from 8 exons. The record is from RefSeq and is a predicted model, not a curated record. Gene Ontology annotation, molecular function: protein kinase activity; ATP binding. The coding region runs from base 236 to 1315 and encodes 359 amino acids.